AUGAUCAUAAUCACCUCUUCAUACUCAAAUUCUCUUCAUGCAGCACAUCUUCUUCUUAUGGUUCUUGCAGUGUUUACGAUGAGUUGCAGUAGUUCAAAUUCAGUACUGAGACCCUUAGAGAAUAACCAUAUCGACCAACCUCCAGCAAUUUUUGUUUUUGGGGUUUCCUUGGUUGAUCCAGGCAACAAUAACUAUAUUAGUGGUACAAUUGCAAAAAAUAAUUUCUAUCCCUUUGGAAUUGAUUUUCCAAGCGGGAAAGCUUAUACUGGUCGUUUUACAGAUGGAAGAACAGGUUAUAUUCCUCCUUACAUGGAUCCAACAACCGUUGGAGAUGUUGUUCUUCGUGGAGUCAAUUAUGCUUCCGGUGGCGCUGGGAUCCUUAACGACAGUGGCGCUAUCUUUGGUAAUCGGUUUAACAUGGAUGCACAACUCGACAACUUCGCGAAUACUAGGAACUACAUAAUCUCGAAUAUCAGUGGUGGUGGUUCCAAGAAACUACUUGAGAACGCUCUUUUCAUCAUAGUAAUGGGUUCCAAUGAUUUCCUUCACAACUAUUUCACUCCAAUUAUCUCAAUACCUAAGCAAAAGUUGGAAUCACCGGGAAUGUUUGUUGAUUCAAUGAUCUCAAAAUUCAGACUUCAACUAAUAAGAUUGUAUGAAAUGGACGCAAAAAAAAAUUUUGUUCCUAACCUUGGACCUCUUGGUUGCAUUCCAGAGGAAAGAGCUUUGAAUUACAGUUUACAGAUCAUGAUGGCUACAACAUGGUAUCUCAUAUUUUCCGUGAUUAUCAAUCCUAUGGUACGCUUUGAGGAUUACAAAACUGCGUGUUGGAAAUUACUUCCAGAUCCACCUCGAGGAUUUUACAGUCAUGCGCCACUAGUUUGUAAGGACCGAUCCAAGUAUGUGUUUUGGGAUUUUGCUCAUCCAAGUGAUGCUGCUAAUGUCAUUUUAGCAAAGAUGAUGCUGGAGGAUCCCGAUUCUGGAUACACAUAUCCAAUGAAUGUUCGCCAACUCUACUACUCAUGA
Papaver somniferum (opium poppy) is the source of this 1026-nucleotide messenger RNA. RefSeq names its product GDSL esterase/lipase At4g16230-like. Lineage: Eukaryota; Viridiplantae; Streptophyta; Magnoliopsida; Ranunculales; Papaveraceae. Gene Ontology annotation, molecular function: hydrolase activity, acting on ester bonds. The record is from RefSeq and is a predicted model, not a curated record. The coding region runs from base 1 to 1026 and encodes 341 amino acids. The transcript has 6 exons.